Clavispora lusitaniae ATCC 42720 is the source of this 2379-nucleotide messenger RNA. It is a transcript of the gene VPS53, whose product is annotated as Vps53p. NCBI's taxonomy places the organism in Eukaryota, Fungi, Ascomycota, Pichiomycetes, Serinales, Metschnikowiaceae. Gene Ontology annotation, cellular component: GARP complex. The record is from RefSeq and is a predicted model, not a curated record. Gene Ontology annotation, biological process: retrograde transport, endosome to Golgi.
AUGGGUUUUGUGUACGACCCAGAAGAGCAAUUGGCGCAGAUUUUUCCCAAUGCCAACUCUCUAUCGAACAUAAGCUCGGUCAUAGACCAUCUUCAUCGGCACAGAAAACUUUCAAGCGCCAAGAUUGCGUCCGAGAUCACCAAUUACAAACAACCAAUCCACGUUCUGUCGGACAUUGUUGAACUCACACAGAAGAUCGCCCAGAUCCGGAGAAAGUCUAUGGAAACCCAGAAAGAUGUGUUGGCGAUGACAGCGAGCAUAAAGCGGUUGGACACUAUCAAGAAGAAUCUCACCUUAUCGAUGAAAGUACUUGAACGAUUGCAAAUGCUUGCGAGCUCCUUCAAUAGUCUCAUGGAGGUGGCACAAUCUCGAGACUACGAGAAAAUUGCCACUUAUCUUGGUGCGGUGAAGGAACUCAUGCUGUUUUUCAAAGCAUACAAGUCCAUAGACGAAAUCAGCGCUUUGACGCAGCAACUUGGGAAAACUCAGAAUAAGUUAGUUGAAGACGUGUUUAUUGAUUUCGAAGAGUCCUUCACCAACAAUAUUCCGAAUGACAAGCUUGUCUAUGGAUGCGAAAUUCUCGAACUAGCCGACCGCAAGAAUAAAGAUAGACUACUAACGUGGUUCUACAACAUGCAACUUAAAGAGAUCCAAUCCAUCUUCAAUACAUCCGAUGAGGCAGGCGACUUAGAGAACUUGAGCCGGAAGUAUAUUUUCUUCAACAACAUUUUGAAGAAUAUUCGCUCCAACCAUAUGCAUGUGUUUCCCGAACUGUGGAAAGUUGACUGGGAGCUCACAAAAUUGUUCUGUAAAAUGACAAAGCAAGAUUUAUCGACUCAGCUUCAGCAAUCGACCGUAAAACCGGGUGUCCUUCUUGAGGCCCUCACUAAGACACUUGAGUUCGAAAAAAGCUUAAAUGAAGUCUACAAUACAACAGAAUUUUCUAAUAUGAUCCUGGGCCUGUUUGAACCGUACUUGAAGACGUGGGUAGACGAGCAGGACUCGGUUCUUAAAUCCAAAUUCAUGGAAUUCCACUCUUCACCAAAGAUCCCCAAUGAGCUUAUGGGCCCAGAAACAGCUAAAGACCUCUUGUUAGUUCUCAAAGUCAACAAUGUACCGAAUUUUGCAGAUUCAUCGGUCGAACUUUUUAAAAUUUUCCUGAAAAUCUUGCUCCAAAUCAUCAAGUUGUCAAAUGGCGAAAUUUUGAUCGAGUUAUCCAGAUUGUUCUCAAAGUAUCUCCUGGAGUAUCAUUUCAAGAUACUUGCGCCUAUAGUGCAACAAGCUGAAGGGAACCCAAAAGGGAUAGAGCCUAUAAAGUAUUUGACUAUGGUGUUAAACACAGCAGAUUACAUCAAUAAUAACAUCAACGAUUUGGAGGACAAAUUUAAAAAAUUGAUUGAUCCGACGUUCAAAGAGAGAAUUAAUUUUGACUCAUCAAAGAACUUGUAUUUUGAAUUAAUCGGCAAGACAGUCAAGGCGUUAACAUUUAAAAUCUCCAUUGACUUGCAAUUCCCAUGGAGACAGUUUGAAAACAAUAACUGGCAAACUAUGGAUGGCGUUAGCGACACAUCCACAUACAUGGAGGAUUUCGUUCUGAUAUUGCAAGAAGACUGUCGAAUCAUAUUGCCCUUGAUCAUCAGAGACAGCUACGUGAGAAACUUUUGCGAUAGACUAGUUGAACUAGUUGUCAAUGCAUUCAUCAAUAAGCUAAAUUCCAUUCGACCUCUCACGCUUGUUAAUGUGGAGCAGAUUCUUUUGGAUGUCACUGUACUCAAGAGAUUUUUCAAAACUCUUCCUCUCAACGCUGAUAUUAACUUUGACAAGGAUAAAGUGCAAGAGGGUGCAGAGAAGUCGAUUCCUAAGAACUAUACUAGGUUUAUGAAUUCCCAAUUCUUAAAGUUAGAAACAUUAUUGAAAUUGCUAAUGACACCGUCUGUUCCCAUUGACUCAGCCACGGAAAGCUACAUAAACUUGAUUGGAGACAAAUCUGAGGACAACUUUCUGAAAUUUUUGAGCUUAAAAAACAUAGAACCGUCUCGUCAACAAAAGUACAUGGAAACAUUCAAGCUCCAAAUCACAUUGCAUCCUGACCUUGUUGAAAGUUCACCGAUUUUGAGUGUCUUAGAAACCGAAGAUCAAGUACACGAGAAUACGCAUCCUUCCUCUCAGGCACCGCCUUCACAGAUUGAUUAUAAAGAAGUUUUAGGCAGCAAGUCACCCGAGCCUCAGUUCGCUGACUUUUUGAAAACCAAUUCUGCCAAAAUCCAAAACAUCAAAAUAAAUAACCCAUUGAGGGAUUUCUCCAUUAAUGGAGAGGGCCAUGUCAACAAGCUUAAUGAAAACUUCAAAAACUUUGGCAAGUUUUUCCGAACCGAUUAA